Molecule: messenger RNA, 911 nt
Organism: Soboliphyme baturini
Lineage: Eukaryota; Metazoa; Nematoda; Enoplea; Dioctophymatida; Soboliphymatidae
Source: the annotation of a GenBank genome assembly
AUGGCUCGAUAUCGAUCAACGAAAUGCAGUGCGGAAAAUACCUUGAAGGAGGUAUGCAGCCAGUUCUUUGGUGAUACCCCAGUGAUCACUCUUUUCCGUGCCAAUCCUCAGCCGGAGCCGUGCCCAUUUCGUGGACCGUUCAACUUCACGUACGAAAAUUACCGUGGUUCGUGUAAAACGAGGAUCUCCACGGGUGACUUCUGUGUCUCCAGUUCAAAAUUGAAACUCAAUUACCAGUCUUGUCCCGAAACAUACCUCAGCGAAAGCAAGGUCGAGUUCAUCGAGUGCGUAGCUCGAUGGACGAGCGACAGGUACAACUUCUUCGCCGGAAAGUUACUCGGAAAAUCGUCAUUUUCCGAAGCGGAUAAUUUCCGAUGCUUUACGUACGAACUGAGUCCCCGUGGCGGAGUGGUCAGCAUUUCUGCCGACGCAAGCUGCCAAGAAUUGACGGACAUCGACACGGCAGCAGUGCGUCUGGAAUUUCAAAACGAACACUAUCCAACAGCGCAGUGCUCUUUCAUGCACUGGCUUGUUCAGAAGCACAACGAAAAGAAUCGUCCUCGAUUGUGGGAAUCGCUGCACUCGACCGAAACCUACCAUUUUCAACGACACGAGCUGGUGGUGUACGACACGAACAGCCGCUCCAACACAUCGAUCAGCACCUGCAUCCAGGCUGACAACUUCGGGGCCAUGAGCCAGUUCGUACUGUACACCGUCAACGGCUGUGAUCAUGGCUAUACGUGCAUGAAGGUGUACAGACGAACUCCGUACGUGAUCGAAAUUUUACAAGGUUCUCUGGCGACAGUGCCGUAUUUGGCAUGCACCAAAGAAUACUUCGACGAAUCCUCUUCGGUUAUUGGAACAUAUUUAGGUACUUACAAUGUUGAAUAUGGAACAUGUUAUGAAUAAUA